Messenger RNA from Bombus pascuorum, 1546 nucleotides. Its product is annotated as alpha-(1,3)-fucosyltransferase 7-like. Lineage: Eukaryota; Metazoa; Arthropoda; Insecta; Hymenoptera; Apidae. Gene Ontology annotation, molecular function: alpha-(1->3)-fucosyltransferase activity. The record is from RefSeq and is a predicted model, not a curated record. The transcript has 3 exons. Gene Ontology annotation, cellular component: membrane. The coding region runs from base 112 to 1374 and encodes 420 amino acids.
CGAAAAACAGAUGUCAGCUGGAAAAAUUGUGAUAAGAUAAGUGAUAGAAAUAGAAGAUCGAUAUGCCACGACUAAUAUUUGCCACACUCUAUCGAAAAAUUUGGAAGUACGAUGCGUGGGAUUUCACGAUAUGCAAAACUAAUAUUAUUUCUAUGCGUUGGUUCCAUAAUUUUUUGUGCAAUUUUUGGUACUCUUCCAAGUAUCCUCAGAAGAGUUAAUAAAGUGGUUGUGAAACAAAUGAAACAUCGACAACAAAUAAAAGAAGAAUUACUAAGAAAUGAACAGAUUGAAACGACGUCUGUACUUGGAAAAUGGCUCUUGUCUUCUGAAGGAAGUUUAACACCAUCGAUAAUAAAUAAGAGAAGGGAACCGUAUUUGAUCUUAAUUUGGAAGCACGGAAUGUUUUUGGAACGUAGGCACAUCAGACGUUUUACGAAUAGAAAGUUUUCACCUUGGGAAAAUUGUACAGUAAAAUGUGUACUAAGUUAUCAAUCCAAAGAUUUAAAUAUAGCAGAUGCAGUAGUGUUUCAUUUGCAUUUGACACAAAAUGUACUGGAAUUGCCAAUCAGAACACGAUGGAAUCAGAGGUGGAUCUUUUUGACUGAUGAAUCGCCAAUACACACUUUUAUCUAUGGAAAUCAACAAUUGUCUAAAUAUAAUGGUUUAUUUAACUGGUCGAUGACAUAUCGAAUGAAUAGCGAUGUACCAGUACCUUACGGCAGAACGAUUUCUACUUCGUUUAUAAAUUCACCAAAUAUAAAUUUUUCGAAGGAUCUGAUACAAAAAUCAAAAACUAAGCUGGUCACUGUGAUGGGUAGUAAUUGCGGGGGCACUAAUGAUCGAUGGAAAUAUAUUAACGAAUUGAAAGUAAUUCUCGGUAGUGAUCUUGAUAUAUAUGGAAAAUGUUUAAAUGGUAAUACGACCGCAUGUCCGGGUCAUUUCGAUAAAGAUUGUUCGGUUUUAAAUUCCUACAAGUUUUAUUUAGCUUUUGAAAAUUCAAAUUGUAGAGAAUACUUAACAGAGAAAGUAUUCUGGCAUGGUUAUCACAAAUUAGCAAUACCAAUAAUAAUGGGUGCACCAAAGAAAGAUUGCGAGAAAUUAUUACCACCACAUUCGUUCAUUCACGUUAGUGAUUUUGUUAAUCCGAGAGCUUUAGUAGAUUAUAUUCGCUAUCUUAAUAAGUACGAUGAUAAAUAUUUCGAGUUCCAUGAGUGGCGUAAAUAUUACAAAGUAAUCAACGAACAUGGUUAUUUUGGCAGUAUGUCACGACAUUAUUGCCGUAUUUGCGAGGCUCUUCAUUAUAAUUCUCCUGCUCCCAAAGUGUAUGAAGAUAUGGAAUUGUUUUGGAACAAAAAACGAGAUUGUACUCUCUGAUAUAUUUAAAUUUUAUUUGUCUUCGUAUUAUAUUGUUAUCACUGUUUAACGUUACUGAAUUAAAUUUUUAUCUGUUAAACUUAUAGUUUGUUAUUUUUUGUUUGUAAUUGUUUUGUUUUGAUUAUCGCUUAAUAUUGUAAAUAAAUUGAAUAAAAACAUCAAAUACAUUAUA